Messenger RNA from Megachile rotundata (alfalfa leafcutting bee), 886 nucleotides. RefSeq lists its product as uncharacterized. Lineage: Eukaryota; Metazoa; Arthropoda; Insecta; Hymenoptera; Megachilidae. Gene Ontology annotation, cellular component: cytoplasm; nucleus. The record is from RefSeq and is a predicted model, not a curated record.
UGUACAAAAAUUAGUAGACAACAUGAAAAGUGACAGGUGCAGUUAGAUUUUCAUUAACGUAACGAUCAAUGUAUAUUACUAAGCAAAUCUGAUCACUAAAAUUUAUUAUGGGCCAUUAUUCAUAAUAUUAUUUAUGUAGAUAUUAAUGAACACAUGGCGCGCGACUCAUUCAGGAAUAACCUAUAAUAAACAUGGCAAAAGAAGUGCAGAAAUGUUUGAUUAAUUAUUUCUCGCAGCUGGAGAAAGUCGACUACAAAUGGAAAGAGCUGUCCGAAGAAGCUGAACGACCUCUGCAAGCCUUAAAGAAUCAAUCACAACAACUGCGACUUAUAACAAGCAAAGAGGUCGAUGACGCAGAACUCUGUGAAAUGGACGAAGUGCGAGAAAGAUUGAUUUUUAAAAUCCUUAUGGGAAUUAACAACGAGCUUGAACUGAUUAUGGAUAUUCUGACACGCUUCAAUAAUGUUAAUCAGGAUCUUAAAAAUCGAUUGAGGAAUUUAGAAAGUGCUCGAAGUAAAGUUUCACCGGACGAAGAAACAAUGCAGCAAUUAAUUAAUGGAACGCCCUACAGGCCGAGAUUAAAUUUACUCUUAGAAUGGGGUGUUGACGCUUUUAAUUACUAUCACGAAAUAUACCUUUCGAUUAAUCAAAGUGUUAAAGAGUUCGAUUACAAAAACGAAGAAACGAUUGAAAAUUUGAGUAAAUCUUUCGUUGAGGACAGACACAAAAGAGCACGCAUAGAUAGAAUACUUGGUUUCACGCAAUUCUUAGCAAAAGAAAAUACUCGCUGAACUUUUAUCGAAUUUGUAUAUCAAUUUAUAAAAAAAGCAUUGUACAAUGAAAUUUUGUAUACAAAUAUUUCUAUUGUAUUUAUUAAUAUUAACGA